AUGUACAGGUUCUUCCGGCCGGAGCGGCCGGAGCGGAAGACGAUCCACUUGCCGUCCGGCGAACAGGAGGGGAAUGCGUUGUUUCCGGCGUCCGUCCUGGUGAGGAUCUUCAGCUCCGAGGGGACCAGGUCGCCGUCGGCGACCUGA
Spirodela intermedia is the source of this 147-nucleotide messenger RNA. The record is from the annotation of a GenBank genome assembly. NCBI's taxonomy places the organism in Eukaryota, Viridiplantae, Streptophyta, Magnoliopsida, Alismatales, Araceae.